AUGGCCACCAAUGUCGAACCCCUGCCUGUGCCCAUUGAACAACCUUACGAAUUCAAAACCGAAUUUCACCCUUACAGUGGUCGUCAAACACUCUAUCAAUGCUUCGAGGAGUUCGGCAUCACUCCUGAGACGCAAGCGCUUCCUGCAGAGCAAGAACCAUGGCAUCCAUUCCAAUCAUGCGCAGAUUUCGAGUUCUCUGAAAUCGCUCUCGAUGCUGCUCUCAACAAGAACCAAAUUGACCGGCUGCUCAACCUCAUGGCCCAAAUAUCACAGGGCCAAGCUAAAAUCAUGCUGAAAAACGAGUCUGAUUUGUGCAAGGCAUUGGACAAUGCUGCGGCUGAGCUGACACCGGUGUUCUUCGAGGUACAUGUGCGUCCCUUAUGGGACUGGGCUCUCAAUUUGUUGGAUAACCCACUGUUAGCACCACAUUUUGUUUGGGACGCGCAGCGUGUCUACAAACAUGAUGGUACGGACUUUGUACGCUUCUUUGAUGAGCCGUGGACAGGUGACCGGUGGUGGGACAUCCAAUCUCGCCUCCCACAAAACCUUGAUGCCGCCCCCUUCUGUUUCAUACUGUAUGCUGACAAGACUAGGCUCUCUUCGCAUGGCACUGUCAAAGGGUACCCAGUUGUGGCGUGUUGCGCAAAUCUACCUGUCCACAUUCAAAAUGGCGAGGGGAUUGGUGGCGGUCGGGUUCCCGAAGAUGCUUCUGAAGAAGGGAAACUCGGAUACACUACCAUGAAGCAUGUUGUAUGGCACGAGUCAUUCGUCAAGCUUCUCGUCAACCUUGACCAAUUCUCGAAGACCGGGUAUUCAUAUUCGUGCUACGACAAGAUCUUAUGCUGGUUGUUUCCCGUCAUACUGAUUCUUUCUGGAGAUUACGAGGAACAAUGCAUGAUGUCGCUUAUACGUGGUUUACAAUGCAAAUGCCCAUGUCCAGUCUGUCUCGUCCCUCUUGACGAGCUUCACGACCUGUCGAAGACGUUUCCAAUUAGGUCUGCGAAAGAUGCGCAGGCCGCACUCAACAUUUACAAACAGAACCGAACUCAAGGUGAGGAAGUUUUGAAAGGGCUGGGAUUGCGCCCUGUUGCAAAUGUUUUGUGGCUUGUCGAGAAUUCCGAUCCUCACGAGGCAUUGAGCCUGGACGACUUGCACACUCUGCACGGUGGUACAGGAGGGGUACAUUUACUUGGAGAGUUGAAGACGAUUCUCGCUGAUCUUGGACGUCAGGCACAGGACGAUUUGGAAACACAGGUCUCUGAGUUCCCUCGAUGGCAUGCUCUCACCCAUUUCACUACCGUCAUCCAUAUCACCUUUAGUGAUGGCAACAAGAGGCGGGACUUGGUCAAGCAAGUGUUUUAUGCGGCACUCAGUGUUUUAAAGCGCCAAGUCAGUUCAGAAGGCUACCGCCUUCUUCAUGUCAUUCGCAGUUACCUGCAAUUGGAUAGUUUGAUCAGGCUCGAUGUCCAUACAGAACGGACACUUGAAAUGAUAGACGCUGAAUUCCUCGUCUAUGAUGCUGCACUCAAGGACUAUGUUGAAUAUGCCACGACGAAAUCCUCCAUUGAGGACAUCAAGACAGACUGGAACUUUCCCAAGACACACCUUUGGAAACACGCACGACGGGACAUUGAAUCAAAAGGUGUGGCACGUAACUAUAGCACAUGCCCAAAUGAGAAGCUCCAUGGCCCACUGAAAGUGGCCUAUCUUCAUCAAUCCAAUGGAAAGGACGUUGCUAAGCAGCACCGCCUGCAAGCCUUAGGAGGUGACGACGAUGCACUCGGUGAUGAGGACCAUGUCGAUCACACCAAUCAUAAUGGACAUUUCAAGCUCGGCUCCCCUCAAAGUUGUGCCGUUACCAUUCAGGACAUCGAGAACAGGCGCGGUGCUCAGGACACAGUGUUUCAAGGCUUUCGCAGGAAGUUUUCUAAUUUUGUCAACAUAUCAUUGCCUAUGUAUGGAUUCCACUUGACGAGAUGGAUUACUAUUCCGGUUGAUUUCCAGAUUCAUGAAUACCGCUACCUCAGGCUCAAUUAUGAGAGUACCAUCAACUGGAAACAGUCAACAGACCACCUCUGGUCCAAUCCCUCUUUCCAUGGGUCUCCACGCUUUGAUUGUGCACUCAUAAAGCUUACUGCGGAAAAAAAUGUCUUUGUUAAGAUCAUACUAAUGUUUCAAUGUAAUGUUCCAGAUGUUGCCGGCACCUUCCAACUUGCACUUGUUCAACCAUACACUGCUGGCAUUCCUGUCGGUGGCGCUCGCAGAAUCGACAAAGAUUUAAGGCUCAAUCGAGUCAAAGCUGUUCCUCGAGGAGAUUCAAUAUUCGUACCUUUGAAGUCCUUUAUCCGAGGAGCGGUUUUGGCCCGUGAUCCAGAGCACCGAGACGAGUUUUUGGUUGUUGAGCAUAUUGAUAGUGACAUGUUCCUGCGCAUGAAGGCAUGGGCAUGCCAAUGA
Suillus fuscotomentosus is the source of this 2454-nucleotide messenger RNA. RefSeq lists its product as uncharacterized. The transcript has 11 exons. Lineage: Eukaryota; Fungi; Basidiomycota; Agaricomycetes; Boletales; Suillaceae. The record is from RefSeq and is a predicted model, not a curated record. The coding region runs from base 1 to 2454 and encodes 817 amino acids.